Molecule: messenger RNA, 4170 nt
Organism: Oldenlandia corymbosa var. corymbosa
Lineage: Eukaryota; Viridiplantae; Streptophyta; Magnoliopsida; Gentianales; Rubiaceae
Source: the annotation of a GenBank genome assembly
GUAAACAGUGUAAAUCAAACCAAAAUGGAAAUAAACAGGGGAAAAAAAGAAAAGAAAAUAAUAUUAAAAUCAAAACAAAAAGAGAAAAUGAAUCCAGCUCUUCCCUCUUUAGUUUCAACUCUUCACCCUCCAUAGAUAAACCACCCUUUAAACCUCAUGAGGAGUCUGUUGCCAAAUCGUCCAGAAAAUGCAUUGGGAAUCCUGCGAAUUCACCUUUCUAAGCCAAAGGGGUCAACUUCAUUGAGUUGCUUGUCUACCAACUCUCCAUGAGAAAUGGCCGAGGGUCAUAAACCUCCAUGGCGAGAUAAACCUUCAAUCAAGUAUAGGUGCGGUUCAUCGCGUGGAGCCUGUUUUGAGAUUGUUAAUUAUGGUCUGAAAGAUCACGUUUCUGCUUCUGCAACGGAUAAGAAGAGCAAGACUCCUGAACCAAGAGAUACACAAAUAUGCAGCACAAGGGAGCUCAUUUCAGCUCUUGCCUCUGUAUGGGACAAUGUAACUGAUCCUCUUUCUAUCUUGGUCAAUAAAUCGACCGGUAGGUAUGAAAGUGGCUGUCAACAGGAGUGCAGUGUUCUUUGGCAUUCGUCCGAGGGGGGGACACAUAAUGUCCAUGUAGCAGUUAACAAUCAAAACUGCCCCAUCCAUCCGAUGAAAACAUGGGAUUCUCUGCCCUCAGCUAGUGAACGCCUGGGAUUUGUAAAAGUGAGAGACAAGAUUUCAUUCAUUCAACCUUCAAGUGGAACUAAAUCCCUUCUUAGGCAACUUCUUCAUGGUAAUGAUCAUAUGAUUCAGGACCCUUUGAAAGGAACAAGUGCUUCAAAUGUGGAUUUAAAAUGUCAUUUGCAUGGAUUAUCUGGAUGGAUGACCAGAAGAGCUCUUUCUACUCAAGAACGCCUGGCGAACUUUACUGGUAUGGAGAAACAUGAUGGUGUUGACUUCCAAAUUGGACUUAAUAGUUGUGAAUCUGCAAAUUUUGGUAUAUCUGUGGGUGGAAAUGGUAGAGAUACUAAUUUGGUCAUAGAGAAUGAUGACACCCAUACCGAGGAAAACAAAUUUACAGAAAUCUGUUUUGGUCAAAAUGAUGAUCCUAAUACGAGUGUGAAGGCUUCUUCUGCUACUGUAUGUAUCAAUCAUAGGGAUGUACAAGAUUUAACACCCAGCAGUUCGUUCUUUCCAAAUUCAAGUCAUUGUGAAGAUUCUCUAGUUCUACCAUUUGGAGCCCGUGAUUUUGGUGAAAGAGAAAUCUCAGGUAGAGCUGACCUGCAGGAAAAUACAGAUAAUCAUCUACAGGAUGGUGCCGUUGGGAAGAAAUCCAAAGUGGGGAUUUGCUUUCCAGUGAAGGAGAAGUCAAAUGGAGCUCUUGCAAAGCAGGAACAUGCUUAUGCAGGAGCUAUGGCUGGUAUAUUUGUGAGCUUGUCCCUACAUCCUGUGGACACAGUCAAAACUGUCAUUCAGUCUUGCCGGGCUGAUCAGAGAUCUCUUCUUGAUACAUGCAGGUCCAUUAUUUCUCAAAGAGGCAUUACUGGGCUUUACCGUGGAAUUUCAACCAAUAUUGCGUCCUCGGCACCAAUUUCUGCUGUUUACACUUUCACAUAUGAAUCAAUGAAGGGGGUAUUGCUUCCUUCCCUCCCCAUGGAGUAUCAAUCUGUUGCCCAUUGCGUGGCCGGGGGAUGUGCUAGUAUUGCAACUUCAUUCAUUUUCACUCCCAGCGAACGUAUAAAGCAGCAGAUGCAAGUUGGUUCGCGUUACCAGAAUUGCUGGAAUGCAUUCAUGGGAAUAGUUGAAAGAGGUGGUUUGACCUCAUUGUACGCUGGUUGGGGAGCUGUAUUGUGUAGAAAUGUUCCACAUUCUAUCAUAAAAUUUUACACAUAUGAGAGCAUGAAGCAAUUGCUGUCGUCAGUUCAGUUGGAUGGUCAAACCAAUACAAUCGUGACAUUGGUGUCUGGAGGGUUAGCUGCUUCUACUGCUGCAUUAUUCACCACUCCCUUUGACGUAGUCAAGACAAGAUUACAAACACAGGUAAGAUGUUUAAUCUACAUUCUGUAUAUGGGUAUCCAUACCAUUCUGUGCUAAUGUCGAUCUUGAUACUUAUGAUCAUGUGGUUUUGAAUAUAGGUGCUCUAUGAAGCAUCAAAUGAUUGUUUUGCUCCCACUGGGAAAAAAGUAACAAGUCUUUUCUCGCAGAUCCCUGGAUCGUUGAACCUGUAUGGUGGUGUCUUUGAUGCCCUUUUAGAAAUUGCUAAGAAUGAAGGGUUAAGAGGUCUCUACAGGUUAGAACUUGAAACACAGUUGCAUAUCUGUACACUUCUUUUGUCAGUUUGUUUUAGCUGGUUGUAAGAUAUCGUGAAGUAUCUUCUGGGGUUUCCCAUGAUCAAUCCUUCCAACAUUUCAGGGGUUUGAUUCCACGAUUGUUUAUGUAUGUGACUCAAGGAGGACUUUUCUUUGCUUCAUAUGAAUCUUUCAAAAGAUUGUUUUCUUCAGAAGGCUCCCAAAUCAAUUUCCAAACAAUUGCUCGUGGAGAAAUUAAGGAUGAUCUUCACCAUGAUGAUGACAGCAUUACAUGAAUGCUAAUAGAUCGGAGUGAAGAGUUUUGGUGUCUUACCAUUAUAGCGUAGCCUAGCUGGAUUGCCGAAGCGGGGAGCUCCUUUAUGAUAGAUUCAAGUCAGAUAGAAGCUUCAGAUCAAUUUUUGACUGGUGAUGAGGAGUAACUAACGAUACUGAUUCAAGCCACUGUUACUUAGGAAUUAGGAUGGUACGCGAAAUUUACUUGCUCAGAUAAUACCACCUUUUUUGGUGCAUCUUGUUGUCAUUAUUCGAGUCCUUAAUUGAACUUUUAAGGCACUUGAGCUCUAAUGAAUACACCAGCAGAAUACAAGAUGCACCGUUUCAUUGAUUUCUUCUAAUUAAUAACUUCUUCAGCUUGAUCUUUGGCUGUAAUAAAUCUGUAGUGUAGUGAGUUUCUUUUGUGUGUGUUUUCUUAAAACGUCUAACCUUACCUACCACAUGGGGAUAUCCAACACCUAUAACAUCAUGAUCCACCAACUAUUGAUCUUUCAUGCGUUAUCGGCAUUUGAAAAGGGGAAAAAAAAACCCUUAAAAUAGGGAAUUAUUUCUUCUCAGCAAGAAUAUGGGAUCAAAAAAUGAAUUAUCACUGAAUGUUGCAAUUGUGAAAAGGAAUUUGCAUUAAUUCCGGGAGAGAGGGAAACCUAUUCCAUGUCUUUUGCUAGGAAAUACAACAAACAUAAGGCUACCAACGACUCCAACAACAACAGGCACUAUCGUCAGGAUCUCCUGCAUUUUACCUGAUCGGUUUGGGUACAAACAAUUCAUCACAUUCUGAUCAAACAUUGCCACAGCUCCAAAAAUCAAAAGGGACAUAAAUGCAUGAAAGAAAUCCAUGAAAUUGAUCUUGUACUUGUCUGCAUCCUCAGGAGGAACAUCGAUGGAGCCAUCCAGAACCCGAAAUCCUUUAAACGUUGCCACGCCAUACCGGACUUUUCCCCGUUCAUCCCUGAUGCUAUCCGUGAAGCAGAGGAGGAAACACGACACGGCGCAGAGGCCGAGAAAGCCUAAAGUUAAGGAUUGGUAGACGAUGGAUUGACAUUUUCCUUCAUGAGUCAGAGAUGGUGAGAACAUUUGGAAUGCAAGAACUGAACCUGUGGGAAGAAGAUUGGCUAAAUGUGCUGUCCCUUUGAAUGUCUUCCUGAUAACUUUUUGCCCUGGUGUUUUUUGUGGUUUUCCUCCUGUUUCUGUUUGAUCAUCCAAAAGGGGUGCCUCUAAUUGCUCUUCAAUGGCUGUUAAUACAGCACUGGCUAUUCCAUUUUGUGCACUCAUGUUCAUAAUUCCUAACAGAAAGAAAGAAUAGGCUAAUCUUAAAAAAAGGGUUUCUGAUUGAAUUAUCAGAAAUGGAGUUUUGAUUUUUGGAUCUGUGGCUUUUGAAGGAAGGUAUUUAUGAGGAGAGAUUCAAUUUCAUGGUUAAAGAAAUUAAUUUCUCAACCUUGAUGGAUUAUAAAUCCUUCAAAUGAAUGAGGGUUCUUUUUGUUUUUCUUUAAUACAAGUUUUCUUCUCCAUGGCAAUUGUCAAAAACAGCAUUAAUUUAUAGGUUGAAGGAAGUUAUGGUUUAACAGUUAAAAGUUCAUUUUUUGCCAUGGUGUAAAUGAAGGAGGUUACAUUU